Serinus canaria (Common canary) is the source of this 7492-nucleotide messenger RNA. It is a transcript of the gene SETBP1, whose product is annotated as SET binding protein 1. The record is from RefSeq and is a predicted model, not a curated record. The transcript has 7 exons. NCBI's taxonomy places the organism in Eukaryota, Metazoa, Chordata, Aves, Passeriformes, Fringillidae. Gene Ontology annotation, molecular function: DNA binding. The coding region runs from base 673 to 5553 and encodes 1626 amino acids.
CCUUUUCAUUUUAUUUUGGAUCCUGCUAAAAUUAGCCGGGACUGCUCUGGGUGUUGCGUGUUAAUUUGAUUUACUCCGGGAUUCCGGCUUUCCAAGACGCCAUUUUCCCCCCUUUCUCGCUCUAUCUCGUUCUAUUUAUCCCUCUCUAUCUAUCUUUUAUCUCUCGAGCUGCCUCUCCGUCUGUCUGUCCGUCCAUCUCCCUCUCCCCGGUGCCUUCCUCCUCCCCCCGCCCUCCUCCCUCUGCGCUCUGCGUGCGCUGCGCGGCCGGGCGCUCCCCUCAUCCCCAUCUGACAGAUGAACACCGCCAUGGGUUUGCCGCAACACAAGCAAAAGCACCUUUGGGGGCUGUGGCGAGGGAUUGAAACCGGGAUCUAAAAGAGAAGAGAAAAGAAGGGGGGAAAUCCGAGGAGGAGGAGGAGGAGGAGGAGGAGGAGGAGGAGGAGGAAGAAAGAAGAAGAAGAGGAAGCUGCUAAGAAGCCCCCGCUGCCGUUCUGGGGAUAUGGUGGCACAUUUGGUCUCUUCUGAGCAUCUUGCAGCCUCUGGGUGACCAGGAUAUUGAAUUUGGUGGACAGUUGCCAUUCGCUCCCUGGGAUCAUAUCCACCCUUGCUUCCCUCAUCCCCUUCUGUACUCCCCUUCCCUCCAACCAAACUCCAGGGCGUUGUGAUACUGCCAUGGAGCCCAGAGAGACUUUGAGCAGCUCACGGCAAAGGGGAGGUGAGGCAGACUUUCUGCCAGCUGCCGUCACCUCCACCAAGGCUUCGCCUGUCUCGGGCUGUGCAGGGGAGACGAUGCUGUCUUCGUCGGGCGCGGGGAAAGGGAUCCCAGUGAGCAGCGAGAGGCUGGAGCCUGAGGAAGAGGAUGAGCUAGGUUCUGGAAGAGACGUGGAUUCCACUUCCAAUGCGGACAGCGAGAAAUGGGUGGCGGGAGAUGGCCUGGAGGAGCAGGAGUUUUCCAUCAAGGAGGCUAACUUCACGGAGGGGAGUUUAAAACUAAAGAUCCAGACCACCAAGAGAGCGAAGAAGCCCCCAAAGAACUUGGAGAACUAUAUUUGCCCUCCCGAGAUCAAAAUCACCAUCAAGCAGUCUGGGGAACAGAAACUUUCCAGAACCGGGAAAAAUAGCAAAACAACUAAAGAGGAGGACAGAUCACACUCCAAAAAGAAGGGAAAAGUCAUUGGAGAUUCAAAACUGCUUAUGAGUUGUGGUUGCAGAAAAGGGAAAAAUUCUCAAGUGAAAGACUCAGAUCAGAGUCAGAUGAAGAAUUUGGGAAGAGAGUGUGUGUUCCCUGUGCAGAGUCCAGUGACGAAAUCUGUGAACAAGGUUUAUGACAGGCCACAAAAACAUUCUGCUCUGCACUAUGAUCCGGGCCUCCAACAAGACUUCACCAGUGACACCUUAAAAUCAAAACACCAGCAGAAAAGUAGCAACCAGCACCACAUUGACUGGUCGGCGAGCUCCGACGCUGGACCCGCUUCUCAGAGCUGCUUCAUCAACACAGAGCCCAGCAGAGAAGCAAUUAGUGCCACCAAGGUCUCUGCUCUGGAGCCAGGAGUUUCCUACAGCAAAUCCCAGGCCAAGAAGUCCUGCAGCAGCAGCAGCAGCAGCAGCAGCAGCAGCAGCAGCAGCAGCAGCAGCAGCUCGUGGGGACAGCUGUCGGUCAGUAGUAAGGAGCUGGCGAUUUGCAGCGCAGUCCCAUCACCCAGUGGCAUCAGCACGGCCACCCAGCCCAGCAGUGCCUCCGAGUGCAAUGGGCUUUUGCCUCUUGGGGAUCAAGAGGGAGCUGUGCAGCUGGAGGCCCCCGAUCAGCCCGCUGGAAGUACAAAGAAGAAGUCCAGCAAAAAGGACUUGAUGAGCCAAACCGUGCAAACCACAGAUAUGGAAUGGGUAAAGAGUGCUCAGAAAGCAUUUGACAGCAAAUCCCAUGACAGCAUGGAAGGGAAAAAGGAGUCUUACUCGAUGGACAGCAUGUUGGAUAUGUCACCCUCGAAGCAGAAUCCCGUUUCUGCCGGCACUUGUGAAAGUGACACCAAUCACGUACGAAUUACUAUCCCAAUAAAGUCUCCGACAACAGAUGCGUCUGGCCACAAAAGGAAAAAGAGGCAAUCCAUUAAAUCCUCCUUAGAGAAAACUAUCCAGGAGAAAAGCUUGCCUUCCGUGCUUGCUUUGAGCAGUGAAAUGGCAAACAGGACCAGCUCUCAACCAGAGGGGAGUAAAAAAGAUCUUCGAGCCACAAAGCCAGGGAAAGUGAUGGAAAAUGAGUCCCCCUUAGUAGCAAUUGACAGUGGUGUGUUCACAGACAAAGCGUCCCCCAACAGUGCUGCCCGACCCAGAAAACCUGUACCCGUGACAUCCACUCUCCUUCCCACCAAUCUUUCCACAGCUGGCAAGUUGCCUGACAUCCAGCACCCCAAACAUGCAGCUAAGCGUCGGUGGACCUGCAGCAAACCUAAAUCUAUUCUUCGGGAGACCUCCCUGACGACGUCUGAGAAGCUGAUGGUGGAGCCUCCUUCAGCCUAUCCCAUCACACCAUCCAGCCCUUUGUACACUAAUACAGACAGUCUUACUGUGAUCACACCUGUCAAGAAAAAAAGAGGACGACCAAAGAAACAGCCUUUGCUCACUGUUGAAACCAUUCACGAGGGGACCUCCACCAGCCCAGUGAGCCCUAUCAAUCGUGAAUUUCCAGGAACAAAGAAAAGGAAGAGGAGAAGGAAUCUGGCCAAGUUUGCCCAGAUGGUUCCAGGAGAGGACAAGUCCAUCAGUGAACUCAAAUUUCACAAAAAGGUCGGGAAACUUGGGGUCUUGGAUAAGAAGACCAUCAAGACCAUUAAUAAGAUGAAAACCCUCAAGAGGAAGAACAUUCUCAAUCAGAUCUUGUCCUCCUGCUCCAGCAGCAUAGCUCUGAAAGCAAAAGUCCAGCCACCAUCUAGUGCUGGGCCGACCACCAUUGAUGCCAGGCUAGGGAAGCAGAUCAAUGUCAGCAAGAGGGGGACUAUAUACAUUGGUAAAAAACGGGGCAGAAAGCCAAGGGCAGAGCUGCAGCCUCAGCCAGAAGAACCUAAGACAGCCAUCAAGCACUCAAGGCCUGUUUCCAGCCAGCCAGAAAACCCAGCAGUGCCUUCCAACCUGCAGUCACUUGUGGCAUCGUCACCAGCAGCUAUUCAUCCGCUUUCAACGCAAUUAGUGGGGAUCAACGGCAACCUCAGCCCUGCAAGCACUGAAACUAAUUUUUCAGAGUUAAAAACUAUGCCAAAUCUUCAACCUAUCAGUGCUCUUCCUACAAAAACCCAGAAAGGAAUGCACAGUGGAACUUGGAAGCUGUCUCCACCCAGGCUAAUGGCUAAUUCACCUUCUCACCUCUGUGAAAUAGGUUCUCUGAAAGAAGUCACGCUGUCGCCAGUGAGCGAGUCUCACAGUGAGGAAACCAUACCGAGCGACAGUGGGAUAGGUACAGACAACAACAGUACCUCUGACCAAGCCGAGAAAAGCUCAGAAUCCCGCCGGAGAUACUCCUUUGAUUUCUGCACCCUGGACAAUCCAGAGGCUAUCCCAUCUGACACCAGCACAAAGAACAGGCAUGGUCACCGGCAGAAGCAUCUCAUUGUGGAUAACUUUCUCUCUCACGAAAGUAUUAAAAAGCCAAAGCACAAGAGGAAAAGGAAAAGCCUGCAGAACAGAGAUGACCUCCAGUUUCUGGCAGACCUUGAGGAACUCAUCAAUAAGUUUCAAGUGUUUAGGAUUUCCCAUAGAAGUUAUACAUUUUAUCAUGAAAAUCCAUAUCCCAGCAUCUUCAGGAUUAAUUUUGAUCACUACUACCCUGUGCCAUAUAUCCAGUACGACCCAUUGCUCUAUCUUCGCAGGACCUCUGAUAUGAAGUCUAAGAAGAAGCGUGGUAGACCUGCCAAAACCAAUGACACCAUGACAAAGGUGCCUUUUUUACAAGGGUUCGGUUACCCUAUUCCCAGUGGGAGUUACUAUGCACCCUAUGGAAUGCCUUACACAUCAAUGCCUAUGAUGAAUCUUGGUUACUACGGUCAGUAUCCAGCUCCUUUGUACCUGUCUCACACGCUUGGAGCGGCUUCCCCAUUUAUGAGACCUACCGUGCCCCCUCCCCAAUUCCAUGCAAGCUCUCAUAUGAAGAUGUCCACCACUGCCAAACACAAAGCAAAACACGGAGUGCACCUACAAACCCCUGUGGGAAUGGGCCUUGGAGACAUUCAGUCCUCUUUGGCUCCUCCGAAGGUUGGAGGAACAAGCCUUUCAAGUGGCCGACUUCACAAAAGGAAACACAAACACAAGCACAAGCAUAAGGACGAGCGGAUAUUGGGGACUCACGAAGAUCUGAGCGGUCUCUUUGCUAGCAAGUCCACCGGCUUCUCCAGCCACGCCAUCAACGAGAGGCUGAGUGGCUCAGACAAAGACCUGUCCUUGCUCAACGAGAAGAGCAAGCAUAAGGAGAAGCAGAAGCACCAGCAUUGUGAAACCGGGCACAAAGGCUCAAAGAGUAACUUUGAAGUGGAUACGCUGUCUACUCUGUCACUUUCUGAUGCCCAGCAGUGGUCACAGAGUAAAGAUAAAAGUGACUCAAGCGGUGAUCCCAUUGACUCUUGCACAAAGAGAUACUCUGGUAAUACUGAGAGUAAUGGAAGGUCAGAGUCCCUGGACAUGUUUGGUGAAAUAAAUUCCUCAAGUGAGAAGCGGGACAAUGAUGCAAGUGGGAAUAAAAGAAGAAGCUUUGAAGGCUUUGGAACUUACAGGGAAAAGGACAUUCAGCCCUUCAAGACAAAUAGGAAGGACAGAAGUACUUUUGAUUCUUCAGCCUCUUCAGGAAUUGCAGGUCCCCACUUAAAAGCAGACCAGACUUCACUUCAUGGUAAAAUGGAAAGUUCUGCCUGUAAUGUGAUGACCAGAAGGAAACCAGCAGCUGUUGACAGUGUUGCAAUGCCAAGUCCAGUAUUAUCUCUCCUACCUUCAUCAUCAGCAACAUCUGAAGCAGCCAGCUCACCACUGAAGAAAAGGUUCAAGCGCCGUGAAAUUGAAGCAAUCCAGUGCGAGGUGCGCAAGAUGUGCAACUACACCAAGAUCCUGUCCACAAAGAAGAACCUGGACCACGUGAACAAGAUCCUGAAAGCCAAGCGGCUGCAGAGACAAUCAAAGACAGGCAAUAACUUCGUGAAGAAGAGGAGGGGGCGUCCUCGGAAACAACCCCUUUCCUUUGACGAAGACUCCAGAGACCAAAUGCCCGUUCUGGAAAAAUGCGUUGACCUUCCGAGCAAAAGAGGUCAGAGACCAACACUCAACCCGUUAAUACUGGAGCAAGCAGCCACUCAAGAUACAAUCAUGGCCACCAUCGAGGCUGUCAUACACAUGGCUCGAGAGACGCCACCGCUGCCACCUCCUCUGCCUCCUCCACCCCCUCCACUCCCUCUCCCUCUACCCCGGGCACCCCGGGUUGGAAAAAGGAAAAACAAGUCCCCGCAGGAGGAAGAGGAGGACGUGAAAGUGAAGCGGCACCGGAAAGGCAGAGGGAGUGAAAGUGAAGGCCUUCCCUAAGGCCAGUGCACCUCGUCAGAUGUUGGGUGCCCACAGCGGAGCACGCCAGGACUGGGGGACAGGAGGUGCACAGUCCGCCUCACCCCUUUGGCAGCACCAGACUGACCUGUCCCUUCAGCAGCCAGAACUCAUUGCAGAGAGCUGUGCCAGCUGGGGCGCGCAUCUUUCCUCUUCAUCGCUUUGACCCAAGCCCCCCCCCAAGGAAAGAGGGGGGAAAGGCGCGGGAAAAGUGGGGGAUACAGGGGAGGAGGAUGUGUGUCAAAGUUGGAAAAAGCAUGAACUCUGCCGAGUUUCCAAAACUAAUCUGAAUCUCAGCAUUGCUGUUCUCAUACCGUACCCAGAGGCUGGAAGUCAUCCUCGCAGACAGCUACACGUUGUCACUAAGGGUGCAUGCUCGACUCUGAUUCUGUUUGGUGGGCCAGGUGAAACUAAGAGUAACUUUACCAUAGUACAAAUCACUGUAAAAAAGGAAAAAAAAAAAGAAACAAAAAAAAAAAAGAAACAAAGAAACGAAGAAAGAAACAAAGAAAGAAACAAAGAAGAAAAAAACCCAACAAAAAAUAAUGUAAUUUUCUCAACUGUGAUAUUGGUAAUAACCGAUUUUUUUUUUUUUUUCCAGUUUUAUAUACCUACCAGGCUUUGGGACAGCAUAAGCCAAAAGGCCUGGCUCCUGCUAGAACUAUAUAUUUCUUUCUCAUUUACUUGCCUAGUUACAACUAGCUGCAAUAUAGGCAAUAGAAAAUUAGAGCCUUACACGCGUGCACACUCAUUCGGAGUGCUAUCCCAAGAAACGAUGGAAUAUCACAGCAUUUAAAAUAAGGUAUACAUGGAUAUUCGGUUACAAUAGCACGUUUAUAUGAAGCAACUUGGCAAUGGCAUGUGAAAAAGGGGUCAUCCAUCAGCCAAGUUGUUUUGAUGCUCGGUACAUAUGAGUAGAGAACAGCAAGACACUUCUGGGGAAUAGUUAUAGUAAACAUGGAAAAAAAAAUCACCAAAAAAAAGAAUAUAAAAAAGAUAAAAGAAAAAAAAGAGGACAGAAAAAAAAAAAAAAAAUAGAAUAAAAACCAGAACCCAAAUCUACCAAGUUUUUGCCAUCUGCAAUUCCCAGUGAAAUUAACGGGAAAACCAGAAUAUUAAUAAUUUGCUUUGGGUAGUAAUGCCUUGAUAUUAUCUUUUAAAGAAAAUAGAUAAAGUAGUUUUAAAAAACUAUAGAACAAACCCUAUGGAUAAUAGAUCCUUUCUUGGCAAUUAUUUCUGAAAAAAAAAAAAAAGAAAAGGAAUAAGUGUUCUUAUCUGAAAAUAGAAAUAAAAAUGUUCAAAGGGUAUCACCACUGCAAUUGUAUUAAUGCCACUUUGGACAUGUUCUCCAAGUUGUGGUUGCCUUAAUAAACUAAAAAAUAAUUUUUUUUUUUUUUUUGUACAUAAUGUAAUUAUAAAGCUCUCAGUCUGCAUGGAUGCAAACUGUGUGUGACAAAUCGUCUCUUUAAAUGGUCAGUUCAAAUUGUACAUUUCUCAUUCGAGUUGUCCGUUAACCAUUGAUUAAACUUGGGUAAAAUACCCAAGCUCCAUAUCCACAGCCCAAUUAAAAUGUUUCGCUAAAACAAAGACUGAAAAAAAAGCUGUUCCAUUGCAGUGUCAAUGCUUUUAAAAAAAGAAAGUAAAUUGUUGAAAUUUGAAAUAGGUACUUUCAACUUUAUUUCCUUUCUUUUUAAAUCCUGCGGUGCACUCAACACCUAGCAUGGCAAGAUGGAUAUUAAAAUGGGAACAGGGAGGGAAGAUUCCACCAAGGGAGGGGGGAUUGGAAUUACUUAAUGGUUGACAAGCCAAAUGCUAUUCCCUUUUUCAAGAAAUCUUGAAUUGGUUUAUUGCCAAGGAAGCUUCAUAUAGCACGACACUAAAAAAAAAAAAAAAAAAAAAAAAAAGAAAAAAAGAAGAAGAA